This is a messenger RNA of Paramecium sonneborni, 1147 nucleotides long. The record is from the annotation of a GenBank genome assembly. NCBI's taxonomy places the organism in Eukaryota, Ciliophora, Oligohymenophorea, Peniculida, Parameciidae.
AUGUAAUUAUUUUAGAGGUGUCUAGUGGCUAGAUUUUCAUAAGCCAUUCCUAAAUUUAAGCCUAAGGAAUAGCCAUAUGUUAAAGAUAUUUAAAUGCCAAAAAGACCUAAACUUGAUCCUAAAGACCCUUAUGAGAAAUAUGAACUUGUUAAACCUCGUGAAUAUGAAUUCAGAUUAGCUUUAGGUAAUAUUCAAUAAUAAAUCAUAUAGAUGAAAGACAUUCUAAAAAUACUUAUCCAGGAUCUACUUAUGUUGCUGUACAUAAAGGUGGAAUUACAUAUCAUUUAUUUGAUGCAUCAAGAUUCCCAUAUGGCAAAAUGUGUUCAAGAAUUGCAUACUAUUUAAGUGGAAAACAUAAACCUACCUUUCGUAAUAAUGAACCUGGCAAAGUUACAGAUAAAUUUAUUAUUGUUAAUGGUUGCAAUAUGUAUUUGACAGGAAAAAAAAUCAAUUAUAAAGUACUUACCUAUCAUACCGGUUAUGUUGGAAAUUUAAGAUAAAUCAAGUUUCGAGAUCUUAUUCUAUAAAAACCUGAAUAAUUAGUACUAUAUUAUAUCAAAUCUAGGUCGCUUGGACUGUUGCCAAAAUGUUACCCAAAACUAUCUAUAGAAUGGAAAAACUUGAUCAUAUUCAUUUAUUUAGAGGUAGAUUUCAUACUUUUGAUGAUGUUUUACCAUAAUUCUUACCUCAUCAUACUGAUUUUGAAUAUAGAGGAAGCAUUUAUAAAGAUAUGACAGAAGGAGAUGAUAGAACUCUUGUCUAUUCAAGUAAACCUGUUUCUGCAGAAAAAAGUUAAUUAUCCUUUUAUUCUUAGUCUAAUAGGAUCUUGGUGAUAUUAAAUAACAAAUCAUGGAUCCAAGUGAAUUUGAUAAUGAUUUAAUAUUUACACCAUUUGUUGAAAGACCUUAAAAAAUUAAACUUAAUAUGACUUAGCAUGAUUAUGAUAAAGUAAUUCGUAGAAGAAAACGAUUAAUGUAAAGACAUAGAAAAUAUAUGCCCAUUCCUUACAGAAAUAGACUUGAAAAAGCUGAUUUCACAAAGAGUUAUGUUGUUACAUCAGAAAAAUAAUUAAAUAGAUUAGGACUCUAGAAAAUUAAACCAUUAGAUGAUGAUCCAGAAUUAGAAGACGAAACAACUAAAUUCUGAG